Durusdinium trenchii is the source of this 705-nucleotide messenger RNA. Lineage: Eukaryota; Dinophyceae; Suessiales; Symbiodiniaceae. The record is from the annotation of a GenBank genome assembly.
AUGGCAGCAGAUGUCUCUCAGCAGACUGACUCGUGGCUUCCGCAUGAAGAGGAUGAAAUCGACGAAAGCCUGUCAGAUACCUCUGUGUGGCUCUCCUGGCUGAGAGAAGAUGUCAAAGUUCAGGGUUUCGCGUGGUUGCUUGCUUCCAUGGCAGUAUGGAGAUCCGCCUUGACAGACGAGUCGAUUUGCUUGGGCUUGGCUGGGUAUAUCUUUGACAGCGGUAAGUGGCACUGCAUGGUUGGAUGGUGCUUGGCUACGUUGCUCACUUUGGCCUGGCUUUUCUUUGAUCUACAGAUGGUAUUUACCUCUGAGCAGAGAGCAAUGAGAUUUCCGCCUUGGAGCAUUCUGGUGUUUGUGAAGCACCCCGCAGAAGUGGGGUCGGUGGUGAUCUUCCUCGGUUAUGAUGGGCGAAGCUACGUCCGUCGAGUGAAGGCCAUUCACGAAGGUGGCCCUGCCCUUCAAACAGUGGGAGAUCUCCCCGGUGCUCCGGACGAUCAACCCCUCUACAGUGCCGAUGGGAGUGCCAGCUGGUUGGACCCCAGCGCGGUCCGGGGGACGUUGGCAGCGGGGCCAUUUCCACUGCAGCAAGUCUUGCUGGUUGUGCUGGCCUUCAUGAUCACCAGCCCUGCCAUGGCGUUUUCCUUCUUUGUGAGGUGCUCAGCCUUCACUUGUCACCGUGCUUUUACUUUAAGCAGCGGGGAUUGA